Dictyostelium purpureum is the source of this 417-nucleotide messenger RNA. RefSeq lists its product as uncharacterized. The record is from RefSeq and is a predicted model, not a curated record. The transcript has a single exon. Lineage: Eukaryota; Evosea; Eumycetozoa; Dictyosteliales; Dictyosteliaceae. Bases 1 to 417 code for a protein of 138 amino acids.
AUGAAUGAAAACCACAUGUCAAAAGUAUUUUCAAAGAAAUCAAAGAAACAUUACCACUACAAAGAAAUUAUAUCAAUAAAUGAUAAUGAAGAUGAUGAAAUUAUUUCAAAACCAUUUUUAGGUAAUAACAAUAAAAACAAAAUAUUUAACCAAGGAAAUAGUAAUAAAAGUACCAAUAAUAGCUCAAAUAAAUCCUAUGACGAUUUCGAAAUUGACAACCCUUUGAAUCAGUAUCCACCAUCAUGCGAAUAUGACAUAUGUUAUUGUGAAAAAAGAAAUAAAAUUGUAAUAAGAGUUUUUAGGCCAACUGAAAGUUUAACAAUCCAGCAAAUAAUUUACGCCCCCGAUCAUGAAUUUGGAAUGAAAGAUCCAAAAUCAACCAAUAAAAACCCAAACCAAUUAAACAUCAAUUUGUAA